Penicillium vulpinum is the source of this 678-nucleotide messenger RNA. Its product is annotated as glutathione S-transferase family protein. Lineage: Eukaryota; Fungi; Ascomycota; Eurotiomycetes; Eurotiales; Aspergillaceae. The record is from RefSeq and is a predicted model, not a curated record. The transcript has a single exon. The coding region runs from base 1 to 678 and encodes 225 amino acids.
AUGGCUUCGACUCCGGUAUUUUACGAUGCUCCGGCACCCAAUCCAUAUGUCGUUCGAUUGUUCAUUUUAGAACGAGGAGGGCUCGAUGUCGAAGUUCAGCCAGUUGACAUCAUGUCACUCGAAAACCGAAGACUGGCAUACCGCACCAAUGUCAACUCCCGGGGCGAAUUGCCCGCCCUCCGCAUUAACGAUCAAUUUGUUCUGACCGAGAUUACCGCAAUCUGCGAGUACCUUGAUGAGAUAGCAAAAGGCGGCAAGUCCCUUUAUGGCGAGACUGCCCUGGAGCGAGCCGAGACCCGCAUGUGGCUUCGAAGAAUGGACCUAGAGAUCGCCCAACCUGUGAUUGAGUGGUUCCGCAACGACCCCGCCACCAUCGACUUCUACAAGGGAAAUCGUCUUCCUGCCCCCGAGGCUCGAGUCGCUCAGAAAGUGACCAUCAACCAAUUCUUGAACCGACUUGACGACGAGCUCGAGGGAAAGAGCUAUCUUUGUGGAGAACGAUUUUCUGCCGCGGACAUCCACUUCUACGGGUUGAUGAAGAUGAUGGCUGAGCGGACAGUUAAAUGGAUGCUUUCCCCCGGGCGCUUGAACGUGGACGCCUACUGGAAAAGAAUGGGAGAGCGAGAAAAGACCAAAGCGGCUGUUCCAGCUUUCCCUGUGGGAUUGCUAUCAACUUGA